AUGAUCCGAGCUGCCUCCAUUCUCAGACGACAGGCUCUGAAUGCCAUAGUAGAAGCCCCAUCACGACCUCUAACGAAUCUAGAAAAGGGGCUGGAACUAGAACUAGCUACCAUCCAAGUCUUUUCUCAACUUGGAUUCCAUCUUCGACAUGUAGGAGGAGCUAAUGACAAGGGAGUUGAUCUAAGAGGAACUUGGAAUAUACAGCCACCACCAUCACAACCACCACAUGUAAACGUCAUAAUACAAUGUAAAAAUGAAGCGUCCUCAAUCGGCCCCAAAUCCAUUCGAGAAUUCGAAGGCACAUUAUCCAAAGAAACCGGGCUGACUCUGGGCUUAUUUGUAUCCUCACGGGGCCUCACAAAGAAAUCCAUGCAAGCUAUACAUGCUUCGACUUUACCUAUUGGAUUUGCUACCCUAAUUCUAAAUAAUAGUAGUUCUCAAACAUUGCUGAAGGAGUUGCAAUUCAAUCAUGCAGCUCAACGGAAAGUGAUGCCUUCUAAUAUAGUACUGGCUCCACGGUAUAUACAGGCUUCAGAUGGAAGCUGGACGAGACAAGUUGUUAUUGUUGCUGUUUAA
Synchytrium microbalum is the source of this 576-nucleotide messenger RNA. RefSeq lists its product as uncharacterized. Gene Ontology annotation, cellular component: mitochondrion. Lineage: Eukaryota; Fungi; Chytridiomycota; Chytridiomycetes; Synchytriales; Synchytriaceae. The transcript has a single exon. Bases 1 to 576 code for a protein of 191 amino acids. The record is from RefSeq and is a predicted model, not a curated record. Gene Ontology annotation, molecular function: nucleic acid binding.